UUUUGAACUAUAAUACGGCAAACAUGGCCGCUGAUGUUCGAUGCCGCACGCCUGUAUUGUUCACAAGUGCAUCGUAAAUUGUUGGCAGUUUUUUCUUCUCCAAAUUUUGCCCAGAUAUUUUGCAAUCGUUCCUUUGUAUAAGUCAUUUAACGAAUUUUUCAAUUUUUCGUCGUGAGCUUCUCGUUGCUUAUUUUCGUUAUCCGUUCAAUAAUCACCUUUGAUAUAAAAAAUUCCCUCGCGUCUUGGUUUUUCUUCUUCCGCGUGCGUGUUUUAAAUACUUGUAUACACUGAGUCGAGAGAUAAUUCUCGUGUAGUCGUCAAAAGUUUUCGCGAUUGAGUCGAAUAAGAAAAACCUGAAAAUCAACAAAAUGGGCAGAUCUAGAUCACGAACGAAAUCACCGAGUAGGCGUCGUCACAAAAGCAAACAUUCACGAAAACGAUCUAAAUCAAGAGAAAAACGAUCCAGUAGCAAGUACUCCGAAAAACCCAAAGAACGUAGCUCAAAAUCCAGGAAACGCUCGCAUUCAGCAUCAUCCAGCAGUGAAACAGACAUUUCGGACGACGUGCAUAUAGUGAGUCACAAAAAACGUUCGUACAGAGAUCGAGAUCGCAAAAUGGAUGAAGUCGAGCGUCUCGCUGAAAUGGAACGCCAAAGGAAAAAGAAUGAAUAUGCAAACAAAAUUCUGGCCACAAACGCAAUUCGGCGACAGCGAGAGACGGAACAAAAACUGGUGGAGGAGGAAGCGGCGAAGAGGAUCGAGGAGCUUGUACAAAAGAGGGUGGAGGAGGAACUGGAGAAGAGAAAAGAAGAGAUCGAGGCGGAAGUUCAGAGACGAGUCGAGGAAGCUAAGAGGGCGAUGGAGCGACAAAUGAUGGAGGAGAUGGAAUGGCGCCAGGCAAAGCUCCGCGAGGAGGAAAAACGACGAGAGGAGGAAGAGCGGAAAAAACGCGAGGAACUUGAAAGGAUCAUGGAGGAGAACAACAGAAAAAUCGAGGAGGCCCAAAAAAAAUUGGCCGAGGAGAGACUCGCGAUGGUCGAGGAACAACGUUUGAUGGAGGAGGAGAGACAGAAGAUGAGGAAGGAGCAGGAAAAGCGUAUCAAGGAAGAGCAGAAGAAGAUUCUCGGCAAAAACAACUCUAGGCCAAAGCUAUCGUUCACCCUGAAGCCAGUUACGUGAGUCUGUACGCGAGAAGUGCGUGCAGUCUUGCAUGUGAUAAUCUUGAAGUGUUUGGACUUGAAUUAUAUACGAGAAUAAGGACGCGAUAGGGAGAAAAGAAAGCUUGGGAAUACGAUCGUUCGAUGGAUCGUUCGAUCGCAUCGAUCGAUCGGUCUCAAUCGACUAUUUUCUAGAUGAUCCACCGCCGGGAAUCCGAAUUCGUUGAGUAGAGAAAAUAAUCAUAUUCAGACUGCUCAGAUUGUUGCUCGAGGAUCGAUUUUUUAUAUAUUUAUGUAUAUUUAUAUAUGUAUAUAUUUAAUCAAUCGAUUUAUCGACACUUAUUUCGAGUUUUAAAUAGCGCUUUCGAUUGAAUCUCGUCGCUACGACGAGAUUGUGUAAUGGACAUACUGUUAUUUGUAAGAUAAAACCAUUUUUAAUAA
Venturia canescens is the source of this 1597-nucleotide messenger RNA. It is a transcript of the gene Arglu1, whose product is annotated as Arginine and glutamate rich 1. Gene Ontology annotation, molecular function: cadherin binding. The transcript has 6 exons. The record is from RefSeq and is a predicted model, not a curated record. Lineage: Eukaryota; Metazoa; Arthropoda; Insecta; Hymenoptera; Ichneumonidae. Gene Ontology annotation, cellular component: mitochondrion; nucleoplasm. The coding region runs from base 369 to 1178 and encodes 269 amino acids.